Molecule: messenger RNA, 1668 nt
Organism: Mercenaria mercenaria
Lineage: Eukaryota; Metazoa; Mollusca; Bivalvia; Venerida; Veneridae
Product: neurogenic locus notch homolog protein 1-like
Exons: 13
Coding region: 1-1668 (555 amino acids)
Source: RefSeq, a predicted model, not a curated record
AUGUCGUGGAGGAGGAGGAGAGGUGGCGGAGGAGGAGGUAGUGGUGGUGGUGGAGGAGGAAAAGGAGGAGGAGGAUGUCGUGGAGGAGGAGAGAUGGCGGAGGAGGAGGUAGUUGUGGUGUUGGAGGAGGAAAAGGAGGAGGAGGAUGUCGUGGGGGAGGAGGAGAGGUGGCGGAGGAGGAGUUUGAAUGACGGCAAUGACAACUGUAUGCGAGUACGAGGAGAUUUUGAUGAAGAGAAAUGGGACGACUGGGCACAUACACCUCUACCUGGAGAAAUAUUUUCUACUAACGAUCAAUGCAAGGAUAAAUGGGGCAAUGACUCUGUACAGUGUGACCCGACAGGGCAAGGAAAUAUUUGUCUUAAACAGAAGUGUGUACCAACACCGGAUGUUCCGCUUGGCGGCACGUGCGACUGUCAUUCUCAGUGUGCCGGGAACAAUACAGUAUGUGACCCAUGCACGUGUACAUGCGUUUGUGCGGAAGGAUUCUUUAAUGAUUCCGGAAACUGUACCGAAAAAAGUUGCCUCGGUGGCCCCUGUAACAGUACUGAUCAAUGUAAGGAUGACAAUGUAGAAUGUGACACUGACCGAAAUAUAUGUGUAUGUGAGACGGGAUAUUACGUAAACGACGCUGGGCAAUGCGUAGAAGUGAAUGGAACGCUCUGUGACCCGUGUAUUCAAGACCCUGACUCGUGCACUCAGGCAGAUACAGAAUGUUCUGAUAACGGUGUAUGUGAAUGUGCUAAUGACACGGUCGCCGUGGAUGGAGAAUGUUACGGGACAAGAAUAGGUGAACGUUGUACGACUAUUGUCAACACUUGCAUAGAUAACAACGCUGUCUGUAACGGUACAAUUUGUGACUGUAAACCAGACUUUGUGUGGAACGGCACAAGAUGUGUUGGACCAGACCCCUGUGACCCCUGUGACCCUAAUACACCUUCAUGUAGUUCCGGUCUUGUAUGCAGCACGAACACAUACAGAUGUGAAUGUCCCGAGGAUCGGGUCCAAGUUGGAGACAACUGCUAUGGGACACGCGUUACCGAGCCGUGUACAACGUCCCCUAACACCUGCAUUGACGAUUACGCCACAUGCAAUGGUACAAUUUGUGACUGCAUACCACCAUUUGUAUGGAAUGGUUCCAUUUGCGUUGGAGAAGAUCCUUGCGAUCCAUGUGAUCCGUCGAGCGAUACGUGCAGCGGUUCUUUUGUGUGUAGUUCUAGCACUUACAGGUGUGAGUGUCCACUUGAUCAAGUACGAAUAGGAGAUGACUGCUAUGGGACACUUGUCACGGAGCCUUGUACAAGUGCACUGGACACAUGUGUUGACAAGUAUGCCGCUUGCAAUGGAACUAUCUGUGACUGCAUACCUGGUUUCGUCUGGAACGGAUCCAAAUGCCUUGGACCAGACAUAUGUGAUCCAUGUGAUCUUGCAAUAUCUUCAUGUGACCCCAGCCUUGUAUGCAACCCGGAUACCUACAGAUGUGAAUGUCCAACUGAUCAAGUACAGAUCAUGGACACGUGUUGUAAGCGUUAUGCUAUGACAAGUACAAUGUCUGGUAUCAUGUUGACUGCAAGAACAUUGAUGACUCUAUGUAUGACAAAUUCAGAAAUACCAGCUGGGGUAGGGUUUGGAAAUGCAUUUUCUGUGAAAGCAUUAAUAUCACCAUGA